AGGACGGGCGAAACUUUCCUCCCCGGCGGCGGCGGCGAGGCACCAGCAGCCGCCGAGGCGAGCGCCGUCAGCAUGGGCCCCGACACGCUGCCGCUCGGCACCUACGGCGGGGCGGCCGCCGCCGCCGCCCUGCUGCUGUGGGCCGUGUGCGUGCUCUGCAGGAGGAGAAGAAAGACUGGAGAGCCCCCACUAAUAAAUGGCUGGAUUCCUUACCUUGGGAAAGCUUUGAUUUUUAGAAAAGAUGCUUACAAAUUCUUACUGGAUCAGCAAAAGAAAUUUGGAGAUAUUUUCACUGUACAUAUUGCUGGUAGAUAUAUUACCUUUAUCAUGGACCCUUUUCAAUACGUCUAUGUCAUCAGAAAUAGCAAGCAGCUUGAAUUUCAUGAAUUUGCUAAUAAAAUGGCUUCCAAAACUUUUGACUACCCAGCCUUGUCAAAAGGAAAAUUCCCUGAACUCAAGGAAAACCUGCACAGAAUCUACCAGUAUCUACAAGGCAAGCCUUUGGAUAUCAUUUCUGACCACAUGAUGAAAAAUCUCCAGGAUAUAUUUGAAUGGAAAUGCUCACAAGCAACAGAUUGGGAAACAGAAAAAAUGUACAAAUUCUGCUGCUCUGUAAUGUUUGAAGCCAGUUUUGUAACACUAUAUGGAAGAGUUCCUGCUGCAGAUGGCCACAAAGUUAUUAGUGAAAUCAGAGACAAAUUUAUCAAGUUUGAUGCCAGCUUUCCCUAUUUAGCUGCAAACAUACCAAUUGAGUUGCUAGGAGCUACCAAGAAGGUUCGGAAGGAGCUUAUACAUCAUUUUUUACUUCAGAACAUGACAAAAUGGCUGGGAGGGUCAAAAGUGGUCCAAGCCAGACAAGAUAUAUUUGAGAAAUAUGAGCUGCUUGGAGAUUAUGACAAAGCAGCACAUCAUUUUGCCUUCCUGUGGGCCUCUGUGGGAAACACGAUUCCAGCUACAUUCUGGGCCAUGUAUUAUCUUCUGCGGCACCCAGAAGCUCUUGCAGCGGUGCGUGACGAGAUUGACCAUUUGCUGCAGUCAACAGGUCAAAAGAGAGGGCCCACGUAUAACAUCCACCUCACCAGAGAACAAUUGGACAACCUGGUCUACCUAGAGAGUGCCUUAAACGAGAGUUUAAGAAUGUGCUCRUCCUCCAUGAACAUCCGCAUCAGCCAAGAGGAUUUUGUUCUCAAGCUUGAAGGGAAUCAAGAAGUCGUUUUGAGGAAAGGAGACUGGAUAGCCCUUUACCCGCAGAUUUUGCACAUGGACCCUGAGGUCUAUGAAGAUCCUAAGGAGUAUAGGUUCGAUCGAUACAUAGAGAAUGGCAAGAAGAAAACCACAUUCUACAAGGCAGGAAGAAAACUGAAGUAUUUCCUAAUGCCCUUUGGCUCUGGGAUCAGCAUGUGUCCAGGGAGGUUCCUCGCAAUGAACGAGAUGAAGAUGUUUCUUUUCAUACUAUUGUCUCAUUUUGAUGUAGAACUAGCAGAAAACAAAGCUGUCAGACUUGAUAACAGUCGYAUGGGCCUUGGUAUCCUCCUGCCAGACGUUGAUAUUGCCUUUCGUUACAAGCUAAGGUCCUUUAGAAAUUGAGCAGCUGCCUAUAUGCCUUCCACUAAUCUCCACGUUUGCUCUGUUUCAUCACUCAGCUUUACAUUUUUGCAAACAUUUGCUUUUCCCUCUCUGCUUUUACCUCCUUGCUCUUUGUUUCUAAGGAGAAAAGCCAUUAGGCUGGAGGUAGAUACCAGAUGCAGGGACAUGCAAACCUCAAUUUGUCCUGUGUGAGUUGUGAGAAGUGAGGUGACCUGACAAGAGUCUGGCCAAAUAAACAGCCCAGCAUCUCUACAAGGUGCAUCCCCAUACUCUUGGCCAUGGGGUGAGCAGGAUUUACAGGGAGGAUGAAUCCAGGCCACUUAUAUGGGAAAUGGGCACAGCAGCCCUCUGUCACAGGGUUAGAUUGGGAGGUCCCAUACACCCCUCAUCUAGAGGAAUAUCAGCAUCUGCUCAUAGAAUGGUCAUAGAAGUAUAAUAACAAGAAAUGGGGAGUGUAUUUCUAGAGGAUGAAAGCAUUUCUAGUGAUUAUUAUCCUAACUUUAUAUUUACUUUAUUUCCUUCAUGAUCUUGAGAGUCUUAGCCCCUUAUUUGGGAGAUGUGAUGGAAGUUGUGUGGGGUGGUGGAAGAUGAUUUGCAAGAAUGUCUUACUGGCAACACAUUUUUAAUUUCAGGUUUACGUACUGAGGGUGAAUGCUAUCUUGCUCUUUUUUUUUUCUGCAGUGCAGUGCAAAAAAAUUAAAAUAUAUGAUUUCUUUCCUGCAAUAAUUUAAAGUCAGAAGGAAAGUUCUGUUGAUUUUAACAGGCUCUCGAUCAACUCUAAAUUACUUAUUUUGGCUUUUGAGCACCCCCCCCCCCCAAAAGCAUAUUCUUCAGGGAGAAAAUAUAUGUGCCUAUUUUAAAUUAUUCUAUCACCUCAAAAAUUAGCUUCUGUUUGUCUAACUGUUUCUUAGUAGCAUGUUYGUGCAUUUAUUUUGACCAUUUCUUGUGUUUGUUCAUUUCUCCAAAAAGGCAAAAGAGGAAGAGGGUUCCAAGGACAAGUGUGGUGUCUAAAACUGCUUUUUAAUAUUGUUUAACUUUGCCUAAGUUAUGCAUCGGCAGAGUAGUGUGACCUGUGUUUGGAAACAGAUUUGUCCAUCUGCAGAUUGGAAAAUCGGCUCUUCCCUGGGGCCAAAAUCUGAGCAAAUGAAAACCCUAGGCAGCCACAAAAGUUUAUACUGGCUGCCCAACCUGCUUCACUGGGUGGCCARCUCUUGUUUUGAAAAUUCAUUUCUUAGUGCACAAGAUCUGAGAUUUUAGACCCUGUCUUUCUUCCCAGCCAUCACUGCAGAGACUGAUGAUGAUUCCUGUGGCUGUCCAGUCAGGAUGAUCAUUGUGAUGGGAGAAUAGCCAUAUCUGUGGGCUUUGUCUUGAGUUCCUAAAAAAAAAAUCUCUCUCUUUGGGAUUUGCCAGAGUAAGUCUUUCAAAAUCAGAAAUUCUGCUCAUCUGUAGAGCACUUGAUGGCCUAUGGAUGAAAACUAUUACCUACGUAUUGAGAAUUAUUUAUUGUUAUUUGUGAAGAAGCCUGUUCAGUUACUUAUGGAAAGCUCAUACCCUAAAUAAGCAUCAGCAUCAGCUGAAAGGUUUUCAAAGAUUGGCACAGCCACAUUCCAAAUCCUCCAAGAAGAAAACUGUGGUUUUGUGAGGUGUAUUGGAUAAACAUUUUCUCUUCAUAUAUAGUCUCAAUAAUGUCUACAAAUUUGGAGUACACUUACAUUAAAUGGGCUUUGCAGUUGAAUAAAUGAUUUAAUUUUGCUUCAAUAUUUAAUCAAGAGCAAAAGCUGAUUAUUGCUUUGUGCCACAGAAUGAAAUUGGUUUUUAUGGAGACGUUCUUGUACUCAGGUUGCUUACUCCUGUAGUUACGCUGUAGAAGCUAUUCAGUACUCAGCUGUAGCUCACAAUCCAGUUUGGACAUUAGAGCCUGGUUUAUUGAGAGAGGAAAUGUUGAUAUCAUUACACUGUUGACUGUAUUCCAUUAUUGCUUAAAUGUAAKCUGUAAAAUGUCUCAUACCACAAUUAUGAUGAAUCCUUCUUUGGCAUCCUACUUUGAAACAAACCUGAAGCAACUGGAAAAAAACAGUGGGUAUUUGUUUUAAACAGAAGCCUCUUUUUUAUAAUUKUAUUCUAUUUUUAGGAUCUUGAAUUACAGUAUCAGUGGCUGCUGCACGRUUUGAUAGGGCAUAAUAGGACUGUGCCAAAACUACAUGCAAAUCAUCAGUAGUUUCAGAUUAAUUGCUGAUCUAUUAUAUAGUACCUAUUCUGAAAUUAAAAGAAGAACUAGAUUGUCUCCAAAGUAGCAAAUUAAAUUUGUAGGGUAUGGUCCAUUUAAAAAAAAAAAAAAAAAGAAAAAAACAAAAAGGAAAAAGGGUCAGAAUCUUCCGCAGGAAUUUCAGGAAACCUCCAUGAGGGCACCCGGAGGCCUUGCCUCAGAGUUAGAGAGCAUGGGCAAGAGGUUAGCAUUCUGCUGGGAUAAAAGUUGCUUGCUCUUUUUGCUCAGAAAUCAAAAUAAUCAGCUGCAAAKCAGGGUCUGCCYAGCCUGUCCUGGAAUUGUGUCCCUGGUAACCCAGGCUCCUGGUAGAUUUGUUUUGCAGGUAAGCAAUGCAUCAUUACCAUGGCUUAACUCUGCUGCAGAGGARGUAAGCCUCACCCCCAUGGGAAAGKCAUGAGAGCUGGAGCAGGACAGAGGAAAUUUAAGCUCUUCUUGUCCAUGUAUUCAGCAGCUGAGGAGGUGACAUGCUGAGAGUCAGCAGCUGCUCUGACCAGGAGUGACCCAGUCUCCAUGCAGAAGGAUUGAAAGGCCCACGGUGUUGGCAUUCCUGGUCAAUAAACUGAGACAGCACCACGGGGUUAAGGUGCAGCAUCCCCAAAAGUCCCAGCUGGAGCCAAGCUGGCUGCAGGGUGCUGUGCCAAGAAGAGCAUGUUUCAUUUUGUAGGGCACACCACCAUUUUUGAUGAUCUCCUCUGCUGCAGCUCUGAAUGUCUGUCGCUGGAGCACUCAGGCAAAACCAUCCGAGCAGAAACAUCAGCGCUGUUUGAGAGUGUUCGGGUGCCCGUGGGGCUGCGGGGCAGGGUGGAGGAAGGCAGUCACAYCUGAGCUUCCCUGUCCCACCUCUCCACUUCAGCAGGGGGAGUCUGCCCUGCCAGCCCAGCAGUGUCUGCUGGGGAUCCACAGACCUGGCAGGUGAGGGUCAGGCRGGAGGAGCUCUUUGGUACCCCCAAAAUUUCUCAGCUGUUCCUCCAUGAAGUGGUGCUCUCACCCAUCACUCUGAGAUGUGACUCGAUUGGUCACUACCCACCUCUGACUGGAAGCUGUUGAUGUCUAUGGCUGUAUCAAUAGUAUCUUCUGCUAUUAAAAAAAAAAAAAAAAGCAGCACCUUUUUUCUCAUAAAAAAUAGGUUUAUUAAG
Malurus melanocephalus (red-backed fairy wren) is the source of this 4989-nucleotide messenger RNA. Its product is annotated as cytochrome P450 7B1. Gene Ontology annotation, biological process: cholesterol homeostasis; bile acid biosynthetic process. Bases 73 to 1587 code for a protein of 504 amino acids. Gene Ontology annotation, molecular function: steroid hydroxylase activity; oxidoreductase activity, acting on paired donors, with incorporation or reduction of molecular oxygen; iron ion binding. The transcript has 6 exons. Lineage: Eukaryota; Metazoa; Chordata; Aves; Passeriformes; Maluridae. The record is from RefSeq and is a predicted model, not a curated record.